Molecule: messenger RNA, 483 nt
Organism: Polychytrium aggregatum
Lineage: Eukaryota; Fungi; Chytridiomycota; Chytridiomycetes; Polychytriales
Exons: 4
Coding region: 1-483 (160 amino acids)
Source: RefSeq, a predicted model, not a curated record
AUGGUCAGCUACGUCAAAAUUGCUCUCAACACCAUCCGAGUCCUGUCCAUCAUCACUUGCCUGUUCGUGCUGACCACCUCGGUGAUCGUCAACGUUCAGCACUGGCUCAUGAUCGGCAAGGCCGGCACACUGUUCCAGUUCAUCGACAGAGCGUUUGUCUCCCUCGUCGUGUUCGUCCUGGUCCUGGUCGAGGUCGAGUGGCCUCGAUGGAUCUUCAGACUCUGCCCCCUCUACAACGAUAGCCACAGCUGGGUGCCACUGGGCAUGACGCUCAUCUGCAUCGGGACGUUUAUCCUCGGAUAUGAUUCGCUGAUCAUCGACAGCGACACCCCAGACCAGGCGCUCUAUUUCUGUGUCUUGGUUCCUGGUUGGCUCGCAUUCCUGCUGGGAUGCAUCUACCUCUUGCUGGGUAUUGGCGGCCCCUCUCUGAGGGCCAAGCGCAGUAUCAAAGGUCGGUUCUGCUUUGGCGACUCCCGCUGCUGA